AUGAAUUCCUCAUUUCACCUGCAUUUCUUGGAUCUCAACCUGAAUGCCACAGACGGCAACCUUUUGGGACCCAGUGUCCAAAACAAGUCUUCACCAUGUGAAGACAUGGGCAUCGCUGUGGAGGUGUUUCUCACUCUGGGUGUCAUCAGCCUCUUGGAGAACAUCUUGGUCAUAGGGGCCAUAGUGAAGAACAAAAACCUGCACUCCCCCGUGUACUUCUUCGUGUGCAGCCUGGCAGUGGCCGACAUGCUGGUGAGCAUGUCCAGUGCCUGGGAGACCAUCACCAUCUACCUACUCAACAACAAGCACCUGGUGAUAGCAGACGCCUUUGCGCACAUUGACCAUGUGUUUGACUCCAUGACCUGCAUUUCCGUGGUGGCGUCCACGUGCAGCUUGCUGGCCAUUGCAGUGGAUAGGCACGUCACCAUCUUCCCCGCCCUGCGCUACCACCACAUCAUGACGGCGAGGCGCUCAGGGGUCAUCAUCGCCGGCAUCUGGGCUUUCUGCACGGGCUGCGUCAUCAUCUUCAUCCCGUACUCUGAAUCCACCUACAUCAUCCUGUGCCUCAUCUCCAUGUUCUUCACUAUGCUGUUCCUCCUGGUGUCUCUGUACAUACACAUGUUCCUCCUGGCGCGGACUCACGUCAAGCAGAUCGCGGCUCUGCCCGGGGCCAGCUCUGCGCGGCAGAGGACCAGGAUGCAGGGCAUGGUCACCGUCACCAUGCUGCUGGGCGUGUUUAUUGUGUGCUGGGCCCGGUUCUUCCUCCAUCGCGUUUUGAUGCUUUCUUGCCCUCAGAACCUCUACUGCUCUUGCUUCAUGUCUCACUUCAAUAUGUACCUCAUACUCAUCAUGUGUAAUUCCGUGAUGGACCCUCUCAUGUAUGCCUUCCGCAGCCGAAAGAUGCGGAAGAACUUUAAGGAGAUUAUUUGUUGCCGUGGUUUCAGAAUCGCCUGCAGCUUUCCCAGAAGGGAUUAA
This is a messenger RNA of Nomascus leucogenys (northern white-cheeked gibbon), 975 nucleotides long. RefSeq names its product melanocortin 5 receptor (gene MC5R). Lineage: Eukaryota; Metazoa; Chordata; Mammalia; Primates; Hylobatidae. Gene Ontology annotation, molecular function: melanocortin receptor activity. Gene Ontology annotation, cellular component: membrane. Gene Ontology annotation, biological process: G protein-coupled receptor signaling pathway. The record is from RefSeq and is a predicted model, not a curated record.